CCAUUAAAGAUAUGUCUUUAUCUUCUGACUUGUGAAAUUUAUUCUCUCUUUAGUGCCGAUGAGCUCCUUCUAACAGAGAUGAUGUUUAAUGGGCUUUUCAAUGACCUUUCUGCAGAACAGGCAACUGCACUACUAAGCUGUUUUGUGUUUCAAGAGAAUUCUAGUGAGAUGCCCAAAUUAACAGAACAGUUAGCUGGACCCCUUCGACAAAUGCAGGAAUGUGCUAAAAGAAUUGCAAAAGUUUCAGCAGAAGCGAAGCUGGAGAUUGACGAAGAAACUUACCUAAGCUCGUUCAAACCUCACUUGAUGGAUGUGGUGUACACCUGGGCCACUGGAGCCACAUUUGCUCACAUCUGCAAAAUGACAGAUGUCUUUGAAGGUAGGGUUAUUAUCAAGGUUAUUGUACAAGUAAAUGGUGUUAUCAAUGAAGUGUGAUGGCGGUGUGACUUA
Molecule: messenger RNA, 450 nt
Organism: Peromyscus maniculatus bairdii (prairie deer mouse)
Lineage: Eukaryota; Metazoa; Chordata; Mammalia; Rodentia; Cricetidae
Source: RefSeq, a predicted model, not a curated record